AUGCCACGCUGCUGGCUGUUCAGGCGGAGGCGGCUCUGGCCCGCGCACCGCCUGCAGCGGCGGAUUUGUCCGUGGCCGGCGUCGCGGUGGCUUUCGACACUCUCGCAACUGCCACUUCGGUGUUGCAGCAGCGUGGAGGCAGCGCCGGAGGCGGCGGCGACGCCGCGGUGCUCGUCGAGCAGCUUCGGGCGCUGGUCGCCGCGGCGGUGCAUGGGGCCGCUGCGGAGGCUCAUGCCGCUGGCGCGGCGGGGCCAGGGAGGUGCCGCCGCCUCCGUGCCUGCCGCAGCCGCCGGCAUCGCUGCCCCCCCACGCGCUGGUGCCCCCGCAGGUCCUGGUGCUCCGCCGCCGCCGGGAGGCGGCGAUGCUGGCGGCGCGGGGGCCACUGCUGGCGUUGCGCCGCCAGGGGGCGCAGCUGGCGGUGCUGCGCAGCGCGGGGACGCGCCCAGGUCGUGGCGCGAGGUGGCAAGCACCCACCACGCUGCGGAGGCCAGGCGGCAGGUCACGUUCUGGCAACGCGCGGACCGCCAGCGGCCUACCUCCAGGCGGGGCCGCUCGCGGAGCGCCGAGCGGGGCGGAGCGGCCGGCGCUUGA
Messenger RNA from Prorocentrum cordatum, 591 nucleotides. The record is from the annotation of a GenBank genome assembly. NCBI's taxonomy places the organism in Eukaryota, Dinophyceae, Prorocentrales, Prorocentraceae.